AUGGCCCGGCUGCUGGUGAGCAAGGUGCUUUCCAUUGUCAAAGACAAGGAUGCCUACCAGUGGAGCAAGGUGAAAAUGUUACACCUCGUCUGCGACUGCGGCCCUCAUUUCCGAAGUCGAGAGGGUUUUGCCUUCUUCCUCCACGACCUUGUCAAGGAUUGGAAAGUUAACGUCACCUUGCACUUUCUGGGAGAGCAGCAUGGCAAAGGACCCGUCGACCGCCUGUUCGGUUGGACUUGCGCUUGGAUCGAGGCAUUUCUACAAGACCGUCCCAUUUAUGGCCUGCAAGACUUGCUGGCAUGCUACAGGGCCGGGGCACAAGAGAUGGUCAACACUGACCCUCCACGACCCAAGUUUCACAUUGCGAAGUUUGAUCCGGGCGUAACCCGCCCAGAGACGCGAACCUAUUUCCAAUGUCCCAACCUCCUCAUUACCAGAACUUAUUGCCUGAAGGCCGUGGCCACUCCAAGGAGCAUUCGACUGACCAAUAAUGUCUUCAGCGAUGCCCAAGGCGAGGAAAUUGGCAACUGGGAAAUUGAGCCUAGGACCAUGAACGAAGAUGAUGUGGAGUCCAAGACCUGGCGCAGAACCUUCUGGUCUGGAGAAAAGAGCUGGGAAAGCACUGGACCCAAACCUGGAGAAGUCAACGAGCUUGUCCGACGGUUCUCUUCGCAAAAACACCUUGAGCCACCAACUCCUCCUGAAGCGAAUGAUUCUGUAGACCUUUUGCUGUCCAAAGCUGCUGCGAGACUGCAAAAUGCAGCUCUCAAGAAGAAACGGCAAGCGAAAGCCUUGCAU
Durusdinium trenchii is the source of this 798-nucleotide messenger RNA. The record is from the annotation of a GenBank genome assembly. Lineage: Eukaryota; Dinophyceae; Suessiales; Symbiodiniaceae.